UUUAUUAGCAAACAACAAACACGCCUCCCAGAUCUGUCAGGUAUGGAGCCGUGUAGUUACAUACGAUAAAUUCCGCGAUUAUAUUUUUUAUCAGCAUAACGGCCAUUUUCUGGCGUGUUGAAUACAUCGACUCGUUUUAAAUCGCUUCUUUUUCAUUUACCGGUAAGCUAACCAGCGGCUAACCGCUAACUAACAGCCACACGCUGAUUUACUUACAGCAGCGCGAUAUCACUUAAAACUAACACCAAGUCAUAAGACGUGUGUGUUUUUCGGGUAUUAUUCACACAGCUUAUUUAACAUGGGUAAACCGUAACGAGACUGCCAGUGAGGAUACUGAAAGCUAAUAUAGUGAAGCUCACCUGUGCAGCUCUCUGUGGUGAGAUGCUUCUCCGGACGUUGUGGUCCAGACUGGGAGCCCAGCGGCCUGCAGACAGGAAACCAGUCUUCAUCUGUGCCUCUGCCAGUCUCUCCCAGUCUGUACAACCACGCAAGUAUGAACCCAGACCCCGGACUCACUCAAACUGCUCUGGCCCAUGGAUCUUUUCAAGGACCUGUUGUUUAAACAGCCUUCACCAGCAGCAGGAGCAUGUGAGACAUGUUCUGCCUCCUUCGGGUGGAUUUAAAAGUCUCAGCAGCACUUUGUUAGUGGACCCUGGGGUACUGGCUGAAUGUAGACAUGGACAGAAGCGUCUUUACUCAGCCAACAUUGUCAAGUCGAUGUUAAAACCAAGUUUAAAACCAGCAACGGUGCCUGGAAAAAGGGUUCCCAAAGGACCGAGAACAAAACAACCUUCUAGAGCCAAUCAGCCUUCCCUGAGUGACGACAAGGAUCUGAUGCAAUGUAUCGCCUUUGCAACAGCAGAUCAGUAUCAUUUACCAACACUUUGCCACGACUUGGUUAGCCAGGGCUUCCAUGAGAUAGAUUUACCGAGAGACGCCUCAAACGUGCUGGUGAUAAGCACUGACAUGGCUGCGAAACCAGAAGACGAUGCCGUGAUGUUCUUCUUCAGGGAAGGCUCGGUGGUUUUCUGGAAUGUUGAGGAGAAAACGAUGAAAAGAGUGUUGAGGAUACUGGAGCAUCAUGAGCUGCAGCCCUAUGAAGUGGCAUUAGUCCACUGGGAAAAUGAAGAGAUUAACUACACUCUCGGAGAGGAAAAUACAAAGCUUGAGCGUGGCAACUUUAUUCUGAGUGACAAGAUGGCUCAGCAUGAAGCCGUUCUGGAGAAAUUUGCAUUUUCGAAUGCCCUUUGUCUGUCAGUGAAGCUGGCGAUAUGGGAGGUGUCAUUAGACAACUUUGUAGAGUCAAUUCAAUCAAUUCCAGAGACACUCAAGUCUGGCAAAAGAGUGAAGUUGUCCUCUGCAGAGGUCAUGAAGAAGAUAGGCGAGCUUUUCACGCUGAGACACUGUAUAAACCUGAGGUCGGAUCUGCUCCUCACACCAGACUUCUACUGGGACAGAGAAAACCUGGAGAAACUCUAUGACAAGACCUGCCAGUUCCUCAGCAUCAACCGCAGAGUCAAUGUCGUGAACGAGAAGCUGGAACAUUGCACUCAGCUGACAGAUCUGAUGAGAAGCCACCUGAGUGAGAAGCACAGCUUGAGGUUGGAGUGGAUGAUAGUCAUCCUCAUUACUAUUGAGGUUUUGUUUGAACUUGCAAAAAUGAUCUUCUAAACUUCUCCAAUAAUGCACAAAUCUAAAAAGGGCACUAGAGGCUCCAAAGGGACAAUGCUGCACUAUACAAAGGUACAGUUCUCUGGCUGUGAUAUUUGAUUUCUGGAAGCAGCUGAAAUCCUGAAGCGGACCGAAAUGUUUUUGAAUGUCUUACUGUUUCAGUUGACGGUACAAACUGUACGCUUCAACACAUAAUCACUCUUUAUUUUUGAUCAUUUCUUUACUGUUUUGCUGAAGAUCACGGCUUAAGCCUCUUGCAGGCUUUGAUACACAUUUGCUGUUUGCUGCUUUUUUGAAAACCAAGUGGGACUUUUUAAAUUUGGGAUCAGCUGACAACACAUUCAUGUUUUUUUUUUUUAGUUUUGUUUGCUGAAUUGCGUGUUUUACAAUGUUCAUGUCAUUUUUUACAUGAUGUGCAAAAGUCUAUGAAUCUUUUUCAGUAUUUCAGUGUGAAAGAUAUUGGUGUUUAAAUGACUUGGAGUUGAGUUAUGACUGUGACAUAAUUCUUGUGACUGAAACACUGGCAGUAGGAAAAAGAAAGAAAAGAGUUAAACAAGUCCAAGACUCAAACUGUGAGUGCUGUCUUAUGAUUGAUUCAAUAAAAAGUAUUGUUUUAAAUGUU
Molecule: messenger RNA, 2293 nt
Organism: Chelmon rostratus (copperband butterflyfish)
Lineage: Eukaryota; Metazoa; Chordata; Actinopteri; Chaetodontiformes; Chaetodontidae
Gene: rmnd1
Product: required for meiotic nuclear division 1 homolog
Exons: 12
Coding region: 382-1671 (429 amino acids)
Biological process (GO): positive regulation of mitochondrial translation
Source: RefSeq, a predicted model, not a curated record